Molecule: messenger RNA, 825 nt
Organism: Heterobilharzia americana
Lineage: Eukaryota; Metazoa; Platyhelminthes; Trematoda; Strigeidida; Schistosomatidae
Source: the annotation of a GenBank genome assembly
AUGAUGAGCUCAUUCAGGUUACAAGUAUCACUCUGUGUUUUAUUUAUUGUGAGAAUUGUAAUAUGUUAUAACAAUAUUUGUGAUCUGGAAUCUGAACCGGGGAUUUGUAGAGCAUAUUUCAAACGUUAUUUCUACAACAAGAGUUCAGGUGAAUGCGAAAAAUUUGUGUAUGGAGGCUGUGAAGGCAACGCGAAUAAUUUCCAGACUUUAGAGGAAUGCCUGCGCACUUGUGAAACAAACAGAACUGGUCGUCCAUUGACUACACAGAGUAUUUGUUAUCAUCGAAUGGAUGAAGGUCCAUGUAGAGCUAUGAUAUCAAGAUAUUUUUACAACGUAAGUGCUCAGAAAUGCAUGGAGUUUAAAUAUGGAGGAUGUGGAGGUAACAGAAAUAAUUUUGAGACACAGGAAAACUGUGAAACCACCUGCAGAAAAAGUGAAUUAUUUAACCGAAAUGACUGUAAAUUACCUAGUGAAACUGGUAUAUGCAGAGGUUAUAUCACACGUUACUACUAUAAUGUGGAUACCAGUACGUGUGAAAAAUUUAUAUAUGGAGGCUGUCUGGGAAAUGAAAAUAAUUUCGAGUCGCUUGAAGAAUGUCAACUGAAAUGUGAAAUACAUCAUUAUUCGAGAACUGAUCCCUCAGCCACAAAACCAUGCACAACAACUGUCAAACCGCGCACAACACCUACAUCUACCACUAUGUCAGGUGGAGGAAGUCGAAGUGAUCCAAAACGAAAAACAACUAUUAGUACAUCAGUAAAGAUAUUUUUGGGUCUUCUUCAAAUGAAAGAAAAACUAAAGGAUCUAUUUAACAGAAUGGGAUGA